This is a messenger RNA of Ictalurus furcatus (blue catfish), 3092 nucleotides long. It is a transcript of the gene cfap410, whose product is annotated as cilia and flagella associated protein 410. The transcript has 8 exons. Gene Ontology annotation, biological process: cytoskeleton organization. Lineage: Eukaryota; Metazoa; Chordata; Actinopteri; Siluriformes; Ictaluridae. Gene Ontology annotation, molecular function: protein binding. The coding region runs from base 176 to 922 and encodes 248 amino acids. The record is from RefSeq and is a predicted model, not a curated record.
UGUUAUGAAAUGUCUCCCUCAAGCGGUUUUAUUUGGUAUUUUAGCCGGUGUUCAGGCGCAUGCGCAAUAUCGCUUGCUUGACAGUAACGCUAAGUGAUGUCAUGGCUACCAAGCAAGCUAGUUUGUCUUCAAGGUUUAUAUAGAAAUAUUUGAGCUAAUACGGUGCAACUCCAAAAUGAAAUUAACUCGGAAACUUGUUCUCUCACGGGCCAAGGCGUCGGACCUUGAAAGCGUAAAAAAGUUGAAUUGCUGGGGCUGCAACCUGUCAGAUAUCUCAAUAUUCACUGAAAUUCCCAAUGUUGAAGUCUUAACAUUAAGUGCCAAUAACAUAUCCUCUCUUGAGCACAUCGCCAACUGUCAGCAUCUGACCGAGCUCUACCUGAGGCGGAACGACAUCCAGAGUCUUUCAGAGCUGAGCCAUCUUAAAAACCUCACCUGUCUCAAAGUUCUGUGGCUGGCGGAGAACCCAUGCUGCGACCCAGACCCGGUGAAGUACCGUUUGACAGUGUUGAGGAACUUGCCUGGUCUGCAAAAACUAGACAACCAGGUUGUGACUGAAGAAGAGCUUGCACUUGCUUUGGAAGAAGGUGAGGAAGUGAUCACUCCUCCAGGUCCUGCCACAGCCAGUUCUACCAAUGGCCUCACAGAGGCAGACUCCGAGUACGACCCUCUCAAUUACAGUAUGGAGGAGACCAAUAAAAUCCCUGUGCAGUUGGGGAUGAAGCCAUUGCCUAGAGAUAAAUUUUCAUCUUCACGAGAAGCAGGGGCCUCCCUGAAGAAAAAGAGUCACACUCUGGAAGCUGUACUGCUCCUGCUGAAGGACCUGGACAUGGAGGAGCUGAAAACUGUUCAGUGUGCCACAGAGAACAAACUCAGAGCUCGCAGUAGACAGAAAGAGAAAAUAGCAAUUGCUCAGCACUGAAUAAGUGCUGCUGCAUGCAGAACGACUAACAACAUAAAAUAGCUUUUUGAUAUAAAAGAAUCCAGGUUGAUAUGUUUACAGACAUUGUUGCCAGACUAAAAUAAACUCCCUGCUCAGCAACAAAUACAAGACAUGUGAGAAAUAAAUGGAAAAAUUAACAUGAAGUGUCUUUAGUAAUGAUAGUAAGCCAUGGGCCAGUAACUACCCGUCUCAGUGCUGCACAGGAAGGACGAACGAACACCAUUCUUCCAAGAGAAAUUCCCUCAACUGGCGUUAUGAGUAUCAUACAGCGCUACAAAGUUGACUAUAGGUGUUCAUCAGCAUUGAGAUCUGGUGAGCAUGACGGCCAUAGCAUCUGACUGAAAUCAUUUUCACACCCAUCAGACCAUUCAGUGAGCCUACAUGUCCUGUGAAUGGGGCGGAGUCAUCUCGAAAGAGACCACUCCCAUUAAGAUAGAAAUAGAACAGCAUGGACGAGCCACUGGUUUCUCCAUUAAUUUGUCACCAAAAUGUAUGUAUAGCUACACACUAUAUUGGCAAAAGUUUGUGGACACCUGACCAUCACACUCAUAUGUUUGUUGAACAUCCCGUCCCAGAUUUAGUCCCCCUUUGCUGUUAUAGUAACCUCCACUCCCCUGGGAAGUUUUCUUUAGAUUUUGGAGCGUGGUUAUGGGGAUUUAUGAGCAUUAAAGAUGGUCAGGUACUGAUGUUGGGUGAGGAAACCUGGGGUGUUGUCUGUAUUCCAGUUCAUCCCGGAGGUAUUCAGUGAGGUGCAGAACACUCCAGUUCUUCCACUCCAACCUUGACAGACCAUGUCUUCAUGGAGCUCGUUUUGUGCACAAGGGCAUUGUCAUGCUGUAACAGGUUUGGGCCUGUUAAUUCCAGUGAAGGCAAAUUGGAAAUGCUACAGCAUACAAAGACAUCAUUUACAAUGGUGUGUUUCCACCUUUGUGGCAAGAAUUUGGAGAAAGCUCACAUAUAGGUGUGAUGGUCAAGUGUCCUCAAACUUUUGGUCAUAUAUUGUGUGCGCAUAUAUAUGCUAAUUUAAAAAUAACUUCACAGAGAAAUUAUUAGUAAACUCUACUUUUUACAGACACGAUCAUUGUAACAAAACAGAAUUAUGGCUUUUGCUGUAUUGCUUUUCCUGGUGUUAAUUUAGCAUUUCCUGUCCCUAUUUUGUUUAAACGGAUCUAAGCCUGCGUAUCGCAUUAGGAUCCGUCUAACAUCUGAUUUUACCAAGUUACUUGUAUAUGUGUUAUGAUGGUAUUGCAGGAAUGUGACUAUAAAUGUAUAUUUACUGAACAUAUUUUUAUAUGUAAAUAAAUUGCAAUGCAUCAUAUUUAUUACAUAUCUGUACAUAAUACAUACCGUUUACAAAAAGUGUUCAUGAUUUUACAUUUCAGUACUUGAAGUACUUGAGUUGAUUCAUUUCAGUUGGACUUCUACAGUGCAUGAAGACCUCUGAACUACCCAGCAUGCGGUAUGGCGAUCUGUGCCAGCUUAUUGCUGCCUAUCCAUGGUAGUCAGAACAGGAAGUCUGUGAGAGUUCCCGCAUCCACAGGGAUCAGAAGGUACUCUAUUCCAUCAGCUCCCUGCAAAAUAAAAUACAUAUGUUAAUUUACAGGAAAGAAACCCCCUUUUUAAUGUCUUGUAUUGAUUUAUUAUGAAAAAGUAACAUCUACUGUUUCACUGCUGACUUCAAUAUACAUUUAGCUCGCAUAACACUUCCUGCAAAUAGACACACAUGCACAUAUUCUCUGCUCUGGGUCAAUAAAUUCAUGACAAAUUCCAUGUUGGUGUAAUUAGGGCUUGGCAAUAUAAUCGAUAUAAUAUCAAUAUUGUGAUAAAUUAUUACACACUACACUAAGACAUUGUUGGUAUGGUGAUGUAUUUUUUGUUGUUUUUAAUAAUUAUUGAAUGGAUGUCGUUGAUUUGAUGUAAUUCUUUUUGUAGUUUCUUCUUUGUCUUUGUAGGCAUUAAAGAAAAGUAUUAUCGAAGUCAGUUUAAUGUUUUUUUUUGUUUGUUUAUUUUUAUUACUGUUUUGCGGACAGUUUGUUAGCUAAAUUAUAUAUCAUUAUACACAUCAUGUGUCGUAGAAAUGUCCUCAAGUAUCAUGAUAUGAUAUUUUUGUCAUAUCGCCCAGCCCUAGGUGUACUGGUUCACCUUCUUG